GAGGUUUUCAGAGGAAAUGUUUUUUCCAUUUUUAAAAACUGCCAUUUCCCAGCCCAACAUUUUUCAUUUCCAAGAGCGUAAAACAUCAGGAAACAGGUUUUCAGUGCUGAAAAAUCCCUCGUGUCCCUGAGCUGCCCAGGCCAACCUGGCAAGGAAAAUACCCCCAGGCGUUGGAAAUGGAAAAGGAAAUUAUAAGUCGAAAUGGGUCACCACUGUAACCAAUAGAACCACAAAAAGGCAUUUUCAUAACAAAAAAAGGACCUAAAACUGGAACAUUUUGGGGAAAAUCAACCUGUUUUCACACAAGUUCCGAGUUAAAGAAAAAAGUAGCAAAAUGUAAUUGAAAAACUUAUGGAUGAAAAACUUUGACCCACUCUAAAUCUGACUGUCAGUGGAGAGAAGAGAGGCAGACGAGUGCCUGGCCUCACUGGAAGCCUGGAGCCGUGUUGGCUUUUCAAAUAUUAAUUAGUCCUGUGCUCCAUUCGGAUUGUGUUUUACCAAAUGUCAACUCCUCCAGGUCCUCCUCAGCACCUGCCAUGGCACCGACUCGCUCAGUGGGUUGCCUGGGUUGUGAUCAUCGCUUUGCUGGCAGUUGUCAUAGCGCUGGGGAUUUGGGGACUCUCUGCUGGUCCUUCCACCAACCCCCUGUAACAUUGAUCGGUCGUCCUCACUCCCACUUAUGCUGCUUUGCAGUUUCCCACUUGGUAUCUGAGAAGGGACAGACCCCGGCAGCCCCUGGGAGCGACAGAGCCGGGAGCAGAGAUACAGCGACACCCCCUGGGAGCGACAGAGCCGGGAGCAGAGACCCCAGCACAGCAGAAUGCAGCACCUGCCUAGAGCGUUUCCGAUUCCAACUGUGCCACCCGACUCUACCCAGCCCAGCAGGGGGCUCCAGGUGCAAACUCUGCCCCACGGACUGGCGGCUGGACGGGAACAAGUGCUACUGGGUCUCCAGAGAAAAUAAAAUAUGGAGCGAGAGCCGCGCCGACUGCUCAGCGAGGGGCUCUCAGCUGCUGGUGAUCCGGGACCCCGAGGAGCUGGAGUUCAUAAAGGACCUGACACAAGGCACAUCUCUGUUCUGGAUCGGACUGUCCAUCCCUUCCCUGGAGAAGGCCUGGACCUGGGUGGACGGCUCCCAGCUGGAUCAGACCCAGUUCCCGGUGUCAGGCCCGGCUGAGGGGAACAGCUGUGGGGCGGUGAAGGGGAAUCAGAUUCAUUCUGACACCUGCAACUCUGCAUUUCAGUCAAUUUGCCAGCAAGAUGCCGUCCUGCUCUGAACAAGAUACAAAGGAGACCUCAGAGUGCGGCACUGUUAGCCCCAUGUCUCACCUGGGGAAACCGACACUGACCUGCCCAAGAUUACACAGAGUUGGUGGUAAAGUGGGAAAUGGAACCCAGGACCUCUGACUCCCAUUCCUCUAACCCACUAGCCCCUCCACCUCUCCCUCUCCCAGAGCUGGGAAUAGAACCCAGGCAUCCUGACUCCCAGUCCUACCUCAGCCUAGAGAAGAGCGAUUCCAGCAGGGGCUGGCUUCACAUAUUCCAGCAGGGGCUGGAGAGCGCUGCGGGGGCUGGGUUUAGGGCCGUAGAGUAUCAGGCUCUGCACAGCCAGAGGGAAAUUUAUCCCUCACCCCCAGGACCAGGAGAGAAGAGUCUGCCCUGGGUCAUGUAAAUCAGCAAAGAUCCAGUGUCCGAGCUGGGCCUAGUGACUCCAACCUCCUGGGGUCCCAGAGUUCAGACUCCUGCCGGAGCCUGAACAGCUGCACUGCAAUUAAACAGCCCCUUAGCCCAAGGCCACAUCAGCUGACCCAGGCCAGCCACAGGUGUCUAACUGCAGUGUAGGCACCCUUUGUGGUUCAGUUUCUCCAUCUGUGAAAUGGGGUAAUGAGACAGAAAAGCUCUAGAUCAGAGCUAGGGAUCAGCAGGGGUCAUUUGGGGCCCGAAGUAGGAACAUUACUCCCCCUCAAUACUACCACAAGUUCUUAUAAUAAAAAGUGAAUGGGGCCCCCUUGAGCUGCUCGGGCCCCUAGGCAAUUGCUUAGUCUGCUUAUGCCUAUUGCUGGCUAUCAUCACACAGAGAGUAAAGAUUUCUGUUGAACCGUGCAAAAGCUGAGUGUGUUUAUUGUUGAUGGGCCACAGAUCAGCUAGAACCCUGGCUUGGGAUUCAGGGCACCUGGGUUUAUUCCUGGAUCUGACCUGUUUUGUGACUUUUGACAAAUCACUUGCCCUCUCUGUGUCUGAGUUUCCUCUCCCAGCCUUUGUCAGUUUAAUUCAGGGAUCUCAAACACGCAGCAUGCAGCCCGCGAGGUUAUUUUCUGCGGCCCGUGAGCUCCUCGCGGCCC
Messenger RNA from Mauremys reevesii (Reeves's turtle), 2342 nucleotides. Its product is annotated as killer cell lectin-like receptor subfamily F member 1. The record is from RefSeq and is a predicted model, not a curated record. Bases 537 to 1277 code for a protein of 246 amino acids. Lineage: Eukaryota; Metazoa; Chordata; Testudines; Geoemydidae. The transcript is spliced from 5 exons.